AAGAUUUUAUUUAUACACUGAGUACAAUGAACAUCUGAACCACUUACAUUAUGCAAUUCUAGAUUUCAUGCAAAUAAAUAAGUUAGUAUAUACUUGAAUUGUAAAUACUUUUUGGAAAGGAUAUAGCGGAAAGGAUAUAGCAUGUUGUAAAGAACCGAGCAAUGAGUGAGAAGUUUGAAAAUGAUUUCACACGCUAUUUAACAAGGAAAAUAGGAUUUCUGUGUAAUUUUUGUGCAGCUCACUUUUAUUGUUAACGUAACAAUAUGGCAGAUGAAGGGUGGCAGGAACGUAUGAACAAGCCUGGAUAUAAAAAUUGGAUUAUAGUGUCUCGCGCUUUAAUUGAGGCAAAGAAAGCAUUGCAUGGCUUCACUAAAGAAGCAAUCGAGUAGGUUCACUCACAGAUGAAAAGUGUGGUUAGACCUGGAACUUGCACUAAAACAGCGGCAUGUAAUACAAAUAAAGGUGAGCCUAAAUGUCUUAGCUGUUCAUUGUGGGUAAAGGAAAUAAAGAAAUCUUGUAGAGGUAAGAUAAUAUGGAAAAAUACUGAUCCAUCGAGAUGGCAUGAGCUUGCAUGGGAAAUAGCUAAAUGUUAUAUGAAUGCUCAGGGUAGUAAAGAGACAGCCCGUGCUGUCACUGGACCUGAAAAUACUGAUCUUUCUGGAAUACUUAAUGUGCUAGUGAAUUGCAAAGAAAUAAGGGAUAAUCGAUUAAAAGAGAAAAAAUUGGCUGAAGAAGUUAGAAAUGUAAGAAAUAAACUCAUGCAUUGUGCAGACAUGUCUCUUUCUGAAGAGGAAAUGAGAGAUAUGGUGGACAAAGUCAUUGCUCUUUUGGAAGAUGAAAAAGAACUGAAGAAAUUACAAGUAUGUCAGAAUACAGUGGAAUUUAUCAAGUCCUUGAAAAAUUGUAAGUUUGAAUUGAAGCAAGUUGAUGAAGAGCAAUGUUUUGAAGAAGUAUUGAAAAGUUAUAAGUUAGCUGUUGAAUUGAAAGAGAAUGGAGAAGAUAUUGAGCUUGAUAGCUUUAAGGUUUUCAAAGAAGUUUUCAAAGAAUAUAACGAUCUGCAGAGAUUUUCUGAAAAAGUCAGUGAUGUGGAGAAAGAUGUAAAAAGAAUGAAGCAGGAAUAUGAUGCCAAAUUUUCAGCAAUAGAUUUUGAGUAUGGUGAAUUGAAGGGAAAAGUUCAAUACAUUUAUGAAAAGUUUCCAACUUUGAAUAUAGAAAAUUUACAACAGCAGACUCUUUAUGUUAAUGGUAUUAACAUAAGACCAUCGUAUACAGCAGUUCUGCAUAAUAUUGCUCAAAAGAAAAAAAAGGAGCCACCCAAAUACACUGAAAAUUCUGAUGGUAAAAAAUUCACGGCAAAUGUAUUGUUUGAUGGGAAAACCUUUUCUUGCAAGGAACCCAAGUCCUCAAAAAAAGAAGCUAAGGAAAGUGCAGCAGAGGUAGCAGUAAAUUUUCUUGGACAACAGGACAUACAGCCAGACAUUACUCCUCAGACAAGAAAAGUUGAUGCCCGGCAGAUGGCAGCGGAGUUUGUGUUGCGAUUCUUAGAAAGUGAAGAAAAGAAAGUGUGUGUCAAUGGCACAGACUCUACUGAUGGGAAUUUAUCUGAAAGUUCAUGCCAUUACCUACAAAUGCACGAAAAUGAAGAUUCAAAUCAAUCAACACCUGCAGAUGACUGUGACCAACCAUGUACAUCAAUUGAAGUAAAGCCUGGUGACAAUUUGCAAAAGGAAAAAAAUUAUAGGAGUCAACUGAAUGAAUACUUACAGAAAAAGAAUGAAAAAAGUCCUGCUAAAUACGAAGAUGAAAAGUUGGAUAGUGGUCAGUUUCAAAGUCAUGUAACAGUUUUGGGAAAGACGUUCACAGGUGAGGGUUCGAGUAAGAAGAAAUCUCAAGAAAUGGCUGCAAUGGAAGCCUACAAGUAUUGUAACCUCAAAUCAACAGAAAUUGACAAUGACACCGACUCCUCCACAGCAAUAGUACCUUGUGUUGAUGAAAGUUUAAUUGACACAUCGUAUCAAAAUGCGGUUGGACAAUCGCCUUCUGAUACAUCUACUUUGGCUACAAGAGAGGAGUUAGAGGUUGCAGAAAACACCACAACUAACUCUACAACAACUGGGACCAAGGCGAUCGUUCAUUUGCCUGAAGAUUUUAAAACUGAUUUGAAAGAAUUCGCGGAAAAAAGAAAUUUGAAGGUGCAGUAUGAUAUUAUUAAAAGCAAAGAUAAAACUACAGAAUGCUUCUUAAGCAAAGUUUUUGUGGGUAGAAGAUGCUUCAUUGGUAAACGACAGAAAAGCAAAAUUAAAGAAGCUAAAAAGCAUGUGGCUGAGAUUGCUCUUAGCAUCAUGAAAGAGAAAAAACACGACAUGGAUUACUCCCGUAAAGAUACUCUGGAUAAAUAUAACAAGGGUUUUGGUUUUUCAGAUUAUCCUGAAUAUGAAACACAGCAACUGGAUAAUGAAGAAUUUAUCGUGGAAAUAAAAGUGAAGAAGAAAUUUGAAAUAAAAUGCAACGAGUCAAAACCGAGUAAAAAAGAUUUAAAAAAGUGUCUUGUUGAAAUGGCUAUCCAGAGACUUGAAAAUGAAAAGAAGACAAUACCAAAUGGGGACAACGCAAGCAGCAGGUUUAAUAAAUUUAUUCAAUCUGAAAAGGGGGAAACAAAGCAAGAAUUUUGCAUAGAAGAAAAGCAGCCGCCUUUUACUGGGUUGUUGCGCUUUUAUAUUGUAGAAAUUUACGAAAGUUUGAUUUCUUGUUCGACUGAGGAAGAAGCUGUUAUUAGUGCUGCAAUGUCUGCCUCCAAUGCAUUAGACUUACUAUAAAGAAUAAGUUAUUUUAUAAAUAGUGACUUAUAGGUUAUUUUUACUUUUACGAUAAAGAAAUUUUAAUGAAUUAGCUGAUAUUUUUUAUGAUUAGUAAUUUUCAUCGUCAAAUGAAAUUUGUUUCGGCUUCCGUGAGCAACAGUAAUUACAUAAAUAUUAAAUUAUGGAUUGCAUCAUUACUAGUAAAUGUAAAGCUCACUACCUCUAUUUAAAACUUUAAAAGACAAUAAAAUUUACAAUCCAUA
This is a messenger RNA of Xenia sp. Carnegie-2017, 3061 nucleotides long. RefSeq lists its product as uncharacterized. Lineage: Eukaryota; Metazoa; Cnidaria; Anthozoa; Malacalcyonacea; Xeniidae. The coding region runs from base 402 to 2816 and encodes 804 amino acids. The transcript has 3 exons. The record is from RefSeq and is a predicted model, not a curated record.